CUCCCGGUCUUGCCCCCCCGGCGGCAGCGGCGGCUCCCGCUGCGCUCCCGGUGCGCGUCCCGCCCGGCCCGGCGGGUCCGGCCACUGCGGCGGGCGGGGGCAGGAGCCGCGUGUCCCCGCAGCGGGCCCGGCGGCGGCAGGUGAAAAGUCCUAAAGAUGAACAGCAAUGCACCACACGUGUCUUCAAAACUGACUUGGCUAGAAGUGGAAUGUAGUUUCCUGACAGAUCUUCUUACAAGGAAGUUGUAAAUCCUUUCUAAUGGCCAACAAGAAAGAGCCUCCUUUUUUCAAUAAGGAUAGUAUGGGACCGUUUCACUACAAGCUUCCUUUCUAUGAAACUAUGGAGCUCUUCAUUGAAACGCUCACAGGAACAUGCUUUGAACUGCGAGUUUCCCCCUUUGAAACAGUCAUUUCUGUGAAAGCUAAAAUUCAAAGACUGGAAGGUAUUCCUGUCUCUCAGCAGCACUUAAUUUGGAAUAAUACGGAACUGAAGGAUGACUAUUGUUUGAAUGAUUAUAACAUUUCAGAAGGCUGCACUCUGAAGUUAGUUCUGGCUAUGCGAGGUGGACCUGUUAACACCAGAAGAGUUCCUGUGAAAGACCCUAUCAGGGAAAUGGCUGAAUACAUGGAUCCUACGCGAGACAAGACCUGGGAGAAAGUGCCAUCCAACAAACAAGUUACCUUCUUAGUAUAUCGAGAAGGAGAUAGGUUGAAUUUCUUCCGUGUGGUUGACCGGGGUGAUGGCACUUUAACACCGUUAUCUGAGUCUUUGAGCAGUGGUUCAGUUUAUAAUAUAUAUGCUGAUGAUGAAGAUGAGACAGAGGCAUCACCUUCUGGACAACAGAUUAUUGAGAAUUCCAUUACUAUGAAUAAAAUGAAACUGCUCAAGGCAAAGAUGGAGAACAUGAAUCUGAGUAAAAAGCCUAAGAAGACUGUCAAGGUGAAACCUCGUCCUCCAAUAACUCCUCGACCAUCUAGUGGCUCAGUGGCUGCUGCGCGUCACCGCUUUUUACGAGUGCUCCCCCAUAUCGGACAGUCGUGCCUACCUCCUCCUGGGAAUUUGCAUCAGUCGGAGUCUUCCCAAAACGCACUUUCAGCAUUGGCUACUUUGGCCACUGCUGGCAGAACAAUGCCAUCCACAGUUAAUCACUUCCUUAAGGAAGAUGACACUUGGCAGAGCAGCUCUUGGUCUCAGCCAGUUGGUACCAUCAGGUUACCACCAAAAAUAUCGCGCGUCGAACUAGAAAAUGCAAAACUACCUACAAAUGGUGUUCUGACUCCUGUGUCAUCCCUGCCUGCGAAUUCAGAAAAAGCAUCUGAAAAUGUGACCUCAGCAAGUGAGGAGGAUGCUGUUUUAUUUCCAGAUCUAACAAAUGGAGAACUAUAUGGAACAGAAGAAGAACACCUACCUGAAUCCAAUGCUUUUACUUUUUUAACGGAAGGAAGCACCGCUGAACAGUGCAGUGAGAUAUAUGAUAUGGGAAAAGUGAACCCAGAGCUUGAACUGCCUGAUGGAGACAAAGAGUCUAAGGUUGUAGAGCAGCAUAGAAAACCUAUUGGCAAAGUGCUGGGCACUGCAGCAGUGGAGACUGGUCUUCUCCGUACUCGUGAAUUAAGUCCUCAGAAAAAUCUGCUUUUAUCACCCCUUCGGUAUUCAGCACAAGCAGCGUGUCACAGUUCUCUGAAACCACAAGCACAACCCAGAUGCUUUGAGGCUAGUAACUUGAGAUCUGCAGCCUCCCCGAACGUGCUUCAGUCACUGGAAGUACGUAGUAUAGCAGACUCCUCUUUUCCUAGGACUGCUAGAUUUUGUAGUGUGAAAGUAGAGUCACUUGGCAAAAGACCUGAUGUGAUUUCUAAAGCAGAGGAUAGGGACGUUACAGAUGUGGCUAGCAAGGCAUCCAAAGAAUCUGUGAGUUCUGUAAGUAACUUAGGAUUUCUGGCUUCGCUGGCCCGAAGCACAAACAGGGAAAGUUUACAGAGUUCCUGUGGGACAGGCAGGUUUCGGACUUCUGGUAUUGCACUACCUACAAACCUGCAACAUUUUCAGGAAGAAAGCUUUAGGAAAACUGCUCCUCCAAAUGAAGCUGCUGAAUAUAUUCUAUCUGCGCACGGGCUUGGAAUGAAUGGAAGUAUGGCAGCUGUAGGGAAAAGAGUAGGUGAAGCAACCUAUCUUCCACCUGUGAAUGGUUUAAUUCAAGCAAAAAAGAAAAUUACAAAGCACUGCUUUCUUUGUGGCAAGAAAACUGGAUUGGCAACCAGCUAUGAGUGCAGAUGUGGAAACAACUUCUGUGCAACACACCGCUAUGCAGAGACCCACACCUGCACCUAUGACUAUAAGAGUGCAGGGCGAAGGUAUUUGCAGGAAACCAAUCCCAUCGUUAGUGCACCAAAGCUUCCCAAAAUCUGACAUGGUUGUGCUGCAUGUGGCCAUUCUGCUGUUGAAGAACUGUGUUGAAUUGAGAGAAGCACUUGCUUUAAACUGCAUAAUUUUACCAUGCUCCAUAUUUGAAGAUUUGCCAAGUAACAAAAGCACAUGAGGAUGCAUCCUAUCGAAGAAUAAUGUGAACACUACUGCAGUUAAGACUUUUCUUCUUGAGUGAAUGAAAGGUUAAAAAUUAGUUUCUAAAAACUUACACUAUGAUUAACUGUUACUGCACGUGUUGUGUUUUAUAUUUGGAAAAGCUAUUUCACUAGACAAGUCUUUAAAGAUGCACUUUACUAACUUUAUGUAUAACUAGAGUUGAGGGGGUGUUGUAAUGAGGGUGUCAUGUAAUGUCUUCUGUACUCUUGCGUUUUUGUCCAUUGUGUGGUAUCUUUUAAGUUAUUUCACUAGAAAGGUCCUCCUCCUUCCCCUUUCGUCAAACAGCCUGUUUUGAGAUUUUUAAGGGGAUAGUGUGUUCCACCUCUCUGUUUCAUUCUGAUUGGUAUUCAUACAUUGUGUGUCCAUUCUGAAAAUUACAUAUCAUCUUAAUCACAUUUUCUUAAAAUAAUACUGUUUAUAUGACAAGUUUGUUUCUAAAUAGAAGGUUCCCUGUUUGUUGCCAUUAAAUAUAAGAAACAACUUACUUUAACUUUUUUUGUAAUCCUAGAUUUUUUUAAGACUUCACAACUUGGUUUGUUAAGAUGUUGAAUGCUGUUACUGGAAGAAAUUCUAAUAAAUAUUAAAUUUUAUUCUGGUUUAUGUGUUAUAAAUGCACAAAAUAACUUGUCUCAUACAGCAUGUUUCUAAAUUAAAAGUUGGGCUCUGUUGGGAGCAUAUAUAUAUUUAAUUUUUUUUUCCACGAGUUCAUGCUGAAGAAGAAUUCCCACCAGCUUCAUCAGGAAUAGUGUGACCAACACUGUGUACUUUUAAAUAAACCUCCUGAAAUCUUACAAAUGUACGAGCAAAGGCAAAAUGGAUGUUCAAUAAAUGGUAUAUGUUAAGCUUUCUCCCCUCCAGCUGAUACUGUGUAAGGGCAGUUCAGUAAAUGCAUUAGACACCUCUAAUGAACAUGCAGCUACUGCAGAAAGUGAUGCUGGAAGAAUAUACCUACUAGAAAACUUCCCUAAUUCAUUCCAUUAAUGCUUCUGAAAUAUUUCUAUAGAAGUUUUAUUAAGUGUUCCAGUAUAAAGAGAUAAAUAAAAACCUACAACAACCCACCAAAACAAAAGAAAUCCCCCCACACUAUAUGUAGGUAAUCAAAUGUCAUUCAUGAUCCCUGUCUUAUCAAAGUCCUCAGCUACUUAGUUGGUUGUGGUAUUAAAAUGGUCUAUGCUGCACUCAAACAAGAGCAGCUUAUGAGAAUGAAAGUCAAAAGUUGGACCAAAAAAGAGACUUGGUGAAAGAGGGAGAAGUAACUCGAAGAAUCUUGUCCUUGUAGGAAAUCCAUUUGGUGUAGUCUACUAAAACUUCUUAAACCUGAAGUUUUCACAGAAUGAUGAACUUGGUAAAAAAUGUUUGCAAUCAUCCUUCUGGGCAGUGAUAAGAUAAAAAUAUAGUUCUGUGUGUGUGACCUCCAAGCUUAUUAUUACUGGAGAAGGUUGCAUAUGGUAUGAAGAAAAUGUCAUUACUGAGCCAUGCUAGAUACCAUAAACAUGCCUGUAGUUUUUGUUUCCUCUCCAGCAUGGGACAGUACUUGAUGUUGAAGGAAAAGAAUAAGGAGCAUGACAAAUGUACUAGUGAUUUCCCAACAAUUUCUCGCGUGCAGCUCAGCAACUUUCUGAAGACAGAAGCAUUGUUGUUUUUGAAGGUACAGUAGAGAUCUGGUAAGAAGUAGAAUUAAAAGAUAUCAUCUGUCAUCACUUAGUCUGAUUUUGCAUGAGUAAAAUCGUCAGGAAACUGUUUUGCAGUGCGUUAGAAUGGCCAUACUCAAAUUUUAGUAACACUGCAUAACAGAUGUGUGGCAGGAAGUCUGAGUCACAUCUCACUUUUGACUCUCCCUUUCUGCAUAUGUAUAAUGAAGUGUUUUUUCAGAAAAUGCAAUACAGGAAUAAUUUAAUUUCCCUGUGUAUAGCUUCUCAUAAUUUUUAUUACAGCUUAUUUUAAUUAUCCUUAAUACAGACAUUUCUUCUGCAGAACUCUACUGGUUUUGUUCUUGUAUCAAUACCAUGUUACAGGCUUCCAUUUUCAGCCAGUAGUACAGCCCUAAGAGCACUUUAAUUUGUAAUGAACUGUUUCAGUUGCUAAUUUAGAUGCUAUUGGCUUUUACCAAAUCCUGUGUUAGAUUACGCUAUGGAAUAAUUACUGUUUACUGUAAAACUUACCUAAAUGGUUUAGUUUUGAGCAUUAAUCAGUGUUCCAUGGUGCUACACAUCUGCUUAAAACAAAUGAUUAGCUUUUGUGUGUUUGUUCAUGUAAUUGGCUUAUUGUACUGAUAAAGCAUUUACAUACUGGAAGUUUAGCAGUUACUUUGGUGUGUACUUCUCUACCUUCCUGCCACCUAUUUUUUGCAUGCUUCAUUGAUGCUUGAGAACCUAUGAGGCAAAACCAGGCUGGUCUCUUGUUGAAUGACCUCCAGGAUUCCUGUGUCAAAUUUAUAAGAACCACAGAGGUGUCAGAAAUGCUUUUGGAUCUUGAAUUAAAUAUUUCCUUUUUCCAAAAUCUUUAGAAGCCCAUGGUGAUAAAAAUCUCUUCUUGCAGUUUCUGUCUGUUCAGUUUGCAGUCCCCUGUGGUGUAAUUGCACUGGUGCCUUCUCUAACAGUCUUCAGUUGUAGACAAGGCUAGUAUUGUUAAUGCUUUAUAUUACAGAAUGAAGUUUUUCUAGCUUUUUUGCAUGUCAUGAACUAGACAAUUUGGUUUCUUUUCAAGUUUCUUUACACUUGUGGGUGUAAAUGGUGGAUUUGGCGUUGCUUCUGCCUGUAAGGAGCUGCUUCUACCUGCAGCUUUUGUGUUGGGGCAUGUUUUUCCAAUCUUUAUGUAAAUCAGGUUCAUCUCAAGAUGCAUUUGGCAGUUUUUCUGGUAUCUAUGUUAGCACUGAGCCACAGUUGCUUACAAGAGGACAUAUGUAACCUGAGGACUGGAGCCACCUGCCCUACAAAAUCAGGCUGAGAAAGUUGGGACUGUUCAGCCUGGAGAAGAGGAGGUUGAGUGGAGAUGUGAUAGCAACCUUCCAGUGUCUGAAGGGCACCUACAGGGAAACAGGAGAGGGACUCUUCAUCACAAACUGUAGUGAUAGGACAAGGAGUAAUGGGUACAAAGUGGAAGAGGGGAAAUUUAGGUUAGAUAUUGGGAAGAAAUCUCUUACUAUGAGGGAGGGUUGUUUACACAUUGGAACAAGGUUGCCCAGGGAGGCUGUGGAUGCCUCAACCCUGGCAGUGUUCAAAGCCUUGAGCAACCUGGUCUGGUGGGAGAUGUCCCUGCACAUGGCAGGGGCAGUUGAGACCAGAUGAGCUUUUAAGGUCCAUUCCAACCCCUUAACAUUCUAUGAUUCUAUGUGAAGCUGUGGAACAGUUGUGUGAGCCUAUGCUACUGCUGAUUACAGUAGUUUUUACCUUGAUUGUAGUUUGGGGUGGUUUUGCAAUCUUUGUAAUGGUUGGAGUGUUGUGUGGAAAACAGUGGAAAAGGUACUACCUUAUUAUUAUUAAAAAUAUUAUUACUUAUUGUCCUGUUUAAGGUUAUUGUCUAAAUAAAUCAAAAUAUGUGUUUAAUAGGAAGAUUAACUUAGCCUGUUUCAUGUGAAGCUGGUAUGUUUAGAGAUAUUGGGAGAUUGUGAAUGGUAACCCAUCAUUUUUAAUAUCUAGAUCUGUAACUAUUCACUUUCUCAGCAGAAGUUUGCUACCUACACAAGGCAAAUAUACAAAUAAAAGGUUUUGCAAGCAAAACUUUUUAACUAAGCAGAAGUUCUUUUCUGUGCAUUUUGCCAGAAAAGAGCAAUUGCUUGGAAAGAUAACAAGCGUUGUGUUUCAAUCAUGACACAUUACACAAAGGUCAAAGGAUGUCGGAGGAGACCCCAGUCUGAGCAUGGAUUUGGGAAAAAUCAGUCAAAUGUACAAAAUGGUGACAGAACUAGGUAUUUAUAAAGAUGCUUAGGCUAUUUAUUAUUACUGGGUUUAACCUAUUUUAUAUUCCUAGCCAGUCUUUAUUCCCUAAUCAAUGAAACAUGGAUUCCUUUCUUUAUCAAGUAGCCUUUUGGGAUGAGUAUUUCAGCAAGUUGGUCUUUGCCUUCCCCAUUGCUUUGUUUACAGUAGGGUGGGUGCUUGCAUU
Molecule: messenger RNA, 6685 nt
Organism: Myiozetetes cayanensis
Lineage: Eukaryota; Metazoa; Chordata; Aves; Passeriformes; Tyrannidae
Gene: ZFAND4
Product: zinc finger AN1-type containing 4
Exons: 10
Coding region: 260-2410 (716 amino acids)
Molecular function (GO): protein binding; zinc ion binding
Source: RefSeq, a predicted model, not a curated record